AGGGGUGAUGCGUCGUCUCUUCUUUCGCAGGUAAAGUCCUCUGAUACGGUUCUGAAUACUUCUGCCACUCCAAAGACAACAAACCCGCCUGAAUAUCAGUGUUGUCUUCGGUGGGACGUCUGGGGAUUAUGCGGAGCCGAAUCUGCGUUGAGCUUUUUCUACAAAUAUCUUGGAUUUUUUUGUCGUUUACAGAACAGAGAGUGAAGAUAGAUCCGCGGAAGGAUACAGCGCACUGACAUGGGGAGUGUGAUCCUGCUGGCGCUCCUGCUGCUCCACCUGCCUGCAGAGCUGCUGUCCAUCCAGGUGGUCGUUCCAGAGACGGAGAGGAGGACGAUGCUCUUCGCCUCCGUCAUCCUGCGCUGCGACUACUCGACCUCAGCGAGCGCCAACGAAGUCCUGGUCACCUGGAGGUUCAAGUCCUUCUGUAAAGACCCCAUUCUGGAGUAUUACUCCACAGCUUUUCAGGCAGCCCUGCAGCUGGGUCAGGACCCGGCUGACGACUGCCCGGAUCGCCAGCGAAUCGUCCGCACGGUGGUCCAGAAGAGAGGCAUCAGUGAAGCCAUCCUGGGGUCGGAGUACAGAAACCGCAAAAUCACCGUCCAGAACAAUGCCGACCUGGUCAUAAAUGAGGUGAUGUGGUGGGAUAACGGCAUGUAUUACUGCAGCAUCGACGCUCCGGGAGACACAACGGGGGACUCGGAUCGUGAAAUCAAGCUCAUUGUUUUCCACUGGCUGACCGUCCUGUUGAUCAUCAUCGGAGCUCUGCUACUCAUCAUGCUCUUGGGCAUCUGCUGCUGUCAGUGCUGCCCGCAGAAGUGCUGCUGCUACAUCCGCUGCCCCUGUUGUCCUCAGACGUGCUGCUGCCCCGAAAAAGCUGUGAUGCAGCACAGGAUGCUGCGAGAGGCUCGGAAGGCGAUGGCUCCCUGGAUGAACGGCCAGCCCAUCUACGCUCCCGUCAGCUCCAACGGCUCGUCCCUCGGUGGGCCCGUGCUGUAUUCAGGUUCAUACGCGGAAUACCCAACCAAGCACAACUUUGCCAUGGCCCCGAUGCAGCUGGCCCCCAUGAACCCCAUGAACCCUCCUCCUCCCCCUCCGCAUCACCUCCACCUGCACAGCAACGUCCAGGGCACCAACCAGGUCCUGGACUACCUGGAGAACCGGGUCAAGGGGCUGGAUGUGGCAGUACCUCAAACCAUUCCCCAGCAUGCUCAGCAUAUGGUGCCAUUACAGGCUUAUCAGGACCUCCAGACCGCUCCUCCGGGGGUCCCCUACACCCCCGGCCCCCCGAGCAUGCUGUCAGCGCUGGAUGAGAUGGGCGUGAGGGGGGUGGAGAGGAGGGUGAUCACUCUGCCUCCGAUCAUCCAGCGCCAGCCCAGCUUCUCCUCCCGCCGGGCCCCCGCCGGCAGAGACGGAGCCCGGGGUCAAAGGUUUCCCAGCCAGUCCAGCGGGAGCACCAGCCGCUCGGGGGGCGGCCCCUGCAGAGACGGGCGGGGCUACAGGGACGCCUCGCCGCCCAGGCGGGGGAUCCUGCGGGAUUACAGCGACGACUCGGACUGGGACAGCCGGCGGGGCCGAGCGCCGCGGGGGAGCUCCAGGAACGGGGGACGGGGCUCGGCCAGGAGCGGCGGGGGCGGGUCCAGGCCGCGGACGCGGAGCCGAGACGACCUGAUGGAGGAGCUGCACGGCCGAGCGGCCCGGAGGGAGAGGAGCUGCUCUCCCCCCCGACACCGCAGAGGCUCCUGGAGCUCGGACGACGACGACGGCAGGAAGAGAGGAGGAAAGGGCUGGCCGGAGAAACCUCCCAGCUACUUCUCCAUCACGCCCCAACACGGCCGCAGGAACUACGAGCACAUUUCUGAUAGAGGCUCCCAUAGCAGCACCAGCGUAGUCAUCUGAAACAUUUCUGUCUCUUAGACUCUCUCCUGAAUUCUUCCACACAGGUGCAAAUGAAGGUAAAGUUCGUUGAGUGGAGGUGUUGUGGGCGUGUACUGUAAAUGCUUGUUUUUACUCUGUUUGCACUAUAAUUGUACUGAAAACGUGUUUAUGCGUCUUUUUUAUUUGAUGAUGUUUGGUCAUUCCUCUCUGCCUUAAAUCUUCUUGGUGAUGGAUAAAAUAAUCCCUAUAUUUGGUGAUGUAAAUAAUUCUUAUUUUUUGCAUUAUUGCUUGCAUUUCAGUUUCAUUAUUGUUUUUAGAUAUUUAUCCAUCGUAAUUCUGUCAGGCAGCAAUACCAUUACUGUCAAAUACAUUACAUAGACCUUCUUUUUUAUAAAGUAGAGAAAUAGAUUACUAGAAAUCUUUGAAGCUCUUUCUGUAAAUACUUGUUAUACACAAAAAUACUGAAUAAUAGUGAUCUUCAUUAACUUGUUUUUGUUACACGAUAGAGAUGCUUCAUCAUUAGAUGUGUUUUUAAUAAAAUCUUUUUUAAAA
Cololabis saira (Pacific saury) is the source of this 2427-nucleotide messenger RNA. It is a transcript of the gene ildr1b, whose product is annotated as immunoglobulin-like domain containing receptor 1b. Gene Ontology annotation, cellular component: plasma membrane. Lineage: Eukaryota; Metazoa; Chordata; Actinopteri; Beloniformes; Belonidae. The transcript has 9 exons. Gene Ontology annotation, molecular function: high-density lipoprotein particle receptor activity. Bases 238 to 1896 code for a protein of 552 amino acids. The record is from RefSeq and is a predicted model, not a curated record.